Messenger RNA from Yamadazyma jaroonii, 819 nucleotides. NCBI's taxonomy places the organism in Eukaryota, Fungi, Ascomycota, Pichiomycetes, Serinales, Debaryomycetaceae. The record is from the annotation of a GenBank genome assembly.
AUGGUGGAAAUAUUUGAUGGGGGUUUAGGUACUGAAUUGGCCAAAAUAGUUACUUUGGAUAGUAAAUUAUGGUCAGGGGGACUUCUUCUUACUAACCCACAACUUAUACAAGACCUUCAUGAGAAAUACGUUAAAGCAGGAGCAAAAUAUAUCACCACAGCUAGUUAUCAGACAUCGUAUAGUAGCUUGCGAGAUGAGGGAUUGGGUGCAAAAAGUGAAGAGAUUUGGGCAACGUCGUUGAAAGUAGCACAAGAGGCUGCUAAACUAGCUGAAGGUGUGAAAGUAAUGGCAAGUAUAGGACCUUAUGGAAGUUAUGUCAAUGAUGGAUCUGAAUAUACUGGUCAGUAUGACAUAAGUCUUCCCCAGCUUAUUGAAUUCCAUCGACCAAUGGUUGAUUUCUGGAACAAGAGCGAAGCUGAUAUAAUCAUUUUCGAGACUGUACCCAACCCAAUUGAGCUUCAAGCCAUCUUAUCAUUAGCCAUCACUAAACCUUAUAUUAUCAGUUUCAGGGUCAAUGAUCUCAUGACAAUCGAAGCCAUCAACAAAACAUCCUUCACUGAUGCAUUGGCUAUCGGGAUCAAUUGUGUUGACUACAAAGAUAUCACAGAGUAUUAUGGCCAACUCACUUCCACGAAAAACGUUGUAGUAUACCCUAACUAUGGAUACCAAAUGAUAAAUAAUCAAUACCAAUCAACUCCCGAACCUUCAAAAUGGGAAGAAUGUGUAAAGCAAUGGAUAAGUUUAGGAAUUUGGGGCAUAGGUGGAUGUUGUUCCACCUCCCCUGAAGAAAUUGCCAUAAUUAGCAAAUUACUUACUUAG